Camellia sinensis is the source of this 3008-nucleotide messenger RNA. The record is from RefSeq and is a predicted model, not a curated record. NCBI's taxonomy places the organism in Eukaryota, Viridiplantae, Streptophyta, Magnoliopsida, Ericales, Theaceae.
AAAAAAUCCUAAACCCAAGUUCCCAAACACCACCUAUAAUUAGGUCUAGUGAAAUUCCCAUCACUGUAAGGUUGCAUCAAGGGUCAUAUUUGAGUCCGUAUAUAUUUGCUUAGUCAUGGAUGGAUUAACUAAACAUAUUCAUGAUGACAUUGUUUUAAUGGAUGAAACGGAGCAAGGAAUUAACAUUAAACUAGAAAUAAGGAGAUAGUCAAAAAGAGUUUAAAAUUAGUAAAAAUAAAACUGAAUAUGUAGAAUGUUAUUUUUGUGACCGUAUAAGUAGAAAUAAUGGAGAAGUGAAUAUUGAAAACCAAGAGAUAACAAAUAGUGAAUAUUUUCUUACCUAUGUUUGAUUAUGAAUAAAGAUGGUUAGUUUGGAAAUGAUGUGUCUAUAGAAUCAAAAUAAGUCGGCUCGAAUGGAGAAGUGCAUUUGACAUUUUAAUUUCAUCAACGAAUACCAGAAAAAUUCAAAGAAAUUUUUUAUAGAUAAGGUCAGUGAUGCUUUAUGGAACAUUAUGUUGGCCAAUAGUGCUUUACAUUCAUAAAAUGUGUGUAGCUUAGAGGUGAAUGCUUAGAUGGAUGUGUUAUAAGACCAGGGAAUAUACAAAUGAGUUGUAGGAGUGGCAUCUACUAAAGAUAAGUUGAAAGAGAACAUGCUAAGAGGGUUUGGUCACGUACAUCAAAGACUUCUAGAUGCAACAGUAAGGUAGAGUAAUAUGAUCACCAUAAUGACAGAGCAGAAUGGUGAAAAAAAGGAUUCAUGUAGUUGACCUCACUUGAUUGGGAUACAAGAAUUAGUUUGGUUUGGUUAUUUGAUAUGGAAUCAGUGGCCAUUCUAUUGUUUAUAGUAGCAUUAAAGAUGAAUCCAUUUUAUAUUUCAAGUAAUUUCAUGAAUUUAUGUAGCAGACUCAGUUUCAUCUUUAUGAUAUAUAUUGGAACCAUGUAGUUUUAGAUUUUUACCAUCAUUAGUAAUUUAGUAAUACUAUUCAUUGCUUCAUUCUGGGAGAUGGAUCUGUACCUUAAAUGCUGUAGAAAGAGAACAGAACCAGUCAUCUAAGCGAAGAGACGAAUUUAUAAUGCACAAUAUCUUUUGACCAUUUUCUAGACAUAGGACCUUGUUUGGUGGUAGUCGGCUGCCUUCCCAAAUGGGGAUUUCAAGUGGUCUCUUUUCCCACUACUGUUUUAUAGUUUAUGACCACAGCGUACUUUAAAACUUGGGAUUUGGUUCAAGUACAUAAACAUGGGGGAAAUAAUUAUUUCAGUUUUUUCCUUUCCAUUUGUUUCAGCAGAAGAUUUUUGAGGGAAGAUGUGACCUGAAGAAUGAGUACUUUAGAUUAAAAUGAGAUCAUCUUCUCCCACUACUGUUUUAUAGUUUAUGACCACAGCCUACAUGAAUACCAAGGAUUAGGUUCAAGUACAUAAAUGUGGGGAAAAUAAUUAUUUUUAUUUCUUUUCCUUUCCAUUUGUUGCAGCAGAAGAUGUUUGACCUGAAAAAUGAGUUCUUUAUGUCUAAAUGAGAUUGUCUUCCCAAGUAGUGGAAAGAUGUGAUGAUAUUCUUUAAGCUUUAUGCUGGAACUUCCAUGUGGGUUUAUGAAUGUUCAAGGGAGAAGAUUUCUCAGAAGCUCUUCUGAAACUAUAUAUAUUUUUUUGGAACAUUUACAUGUGAAAACUUCACAACCUUUUUGGUUUGCUUAUAUCAGUGAUUGACAUAGUUUGUGGCAUUUGAGUAAACCAUGGUGCCUAGAGGGUUCUUUCUGUGGUCAUAUGAUGUUUCAUGAACAAAAGGAUUCUCUUAUUAACAUGAUUUUAGAGCCACUCAUGGAAUUUUUCAAUGGUUUGCUGGUUAAUUUAUGACUAAUGUUUGUUAUGUGUUAAGAUGUUCCUUUGAUGUUUUCUUCAGGGGCCUGGUUGGGGGGAAAUAUUCGACUUUAUCUUCUACUUCUCAUGGUGGUAAAGAGAAGUUUUCAGAAGAUGCUGUGAUUUCCCAUACUAAGCUAGUGUCACCUGGCUCACUUGAAAAUCUGGAUGUUGGGUCAUCAAAAACACCUGCAGCUAUAAAUGAUUUAGAUCAAACUGAUAGUUUGAGGUCUUAUCCUCACAUUGUCCUAACUGCAAAUGAGAGUGAUGGGGUUAAAGGACAUAAUGCCAUGUUAUUGUCUCCUCCACUGUACAAAAGGUCCUUCAAACAAGCUGAUAUAUCAACUUCUCGCAUUUCUUCUGUUGAAGAAAGUCGUGUCAUAAAUACUUCUUUACCAAAAGCUGGUGCACCUUCUGGAGGAACUACAGCCGCUGAGGUUCCGUCUUCAAGUAGUGUUGUGACCAGUGAAGCUUCAAACUCAAGCUCCAACCGUUCCGAUUUGAGUAUGAAUAUUCUUGACGAGGGGCCAGUGCAUGAUGAUAUGCAUGACCCACUAGAUUUUGGGCAAUAUUUUGAAGAGGAAUACUGUAAAGCAUCAAUUCAAGAUGAAUGCCCCGAAUUAACAGAAGUUGUUACUGAUGUUGACAGCAGUAAUAGUCCUUGCGACAAGGAGAAAUCUGAGGAAGAUGGGGACGAUGAUGAUAUGCUUGGAGGUGUAUUUGUCUUCUCUGAAGAAGGUUGAUUUGCCGAUGCCUUUUCCCAUAUGCUAGCCUCUUACCACCUUCCCUCAUUUUUUUUUCUUGAAAUGUUGUUGACAAGGGGGUGACCAGGGGUCAGCUUCAUGGACCGGGGUGAUCAUCGUACUUGUCAGCCAGUGAAGGCUAUUGCUGUCUCAAAAUCCAAUUGCUACUGACUAAUUGCUAGAAGAUUUUAAGCACAUAUUCUUUGUCUGAUCCAAGUGUUGCUGAGGCGAAAACCCUAGCUUUAUUCCUUUUAAUUCUCAUAUGUACAUGGUGUAUAUUAAAAUUCGUGAUACAAAUUAUUUGUGUGGGACAGAUUCUAUCUGUGCUGUGUAACAAUAUUGUUCUUUAAAGAAAAAAAAAAGAAAAUAAAGAGGAAAAAUGAAAAAUAGCUCAUUCUGCUGUUUAAUGCA